Molecule: messenger RNA, 489 nt
Organism: Puccinia graminis f. sp. tritici CRL 75-36-700-3
Lineage: Eukaryota; Fungi; Basidiomycota; Pucciniomycetes; Pucciniales; Pucciniaceae
Exons: 1
Coding region: 1-489 (162 amino acids)
Biological process (GO): double-strand break repair via homologous recombination
Cellular component (GO): cytoplasm; chromosome
Molecular function (GO): four-way junction helicase activity; ATP binding; nucleic acid binding
Source: RefSeq, a predicted model, not a curated record
AUGCACCAGUUAGCCAUUUCCAAGCGGGUACGCACGCCAACGGGGGUCAAUCUGUACAAGAAAAUCUAUGAAAAGACCGAUGAUAAGCUCAAGGAGUUCAUCAAGCAGGCCUCGAUGGAUACUUACAAGCAGGAGGCCAAACCAUUGCAGGUCGAAACCGUCUUCAAUCUGGCCCGAGGCCGCAACACGUUUCUCUUGGCGGGUACUGGCUUUGGGAAGUCGCGGAUAUCGGAGUUGUACUUCAAAAUGAUCCCAAAGUCGACACGGGCGGUGGUGCUAGUUUUAAACCCUCUUGACUCUUUGGGGGAUAACCAAGUACUGGAGAAAGAGAAGGCCGGUUUCACGGCAAUCAACUUGACUCAAAUGAACUUCAACAAGCAGACGGCUGAUGCAAUCUCGAAUGGCAACUACAAUUUUAUUUACCUAAGCCCCGAGAUUUUCCUGAACAGCAAGGCGUUUGAUGAGGUGUACUUCAGCACAAAGUUUUAG